Molecule: messenger RNA, 23577 nt
Organism: Malaclemys terrapin pileata
Lineage: Eukaryota; Metazoa; Chordata; Testudines; Emydidae
Gene: NTRK3
Product: neurotrophic receptor tyrosine kinase 3
Exons: 19
Coding region: 217-2889 (890 amino acids)
Biological process (GO): cellular response to nerve growth factor stimulus; positive regulation of kinase activity; cell surface receptor protein tyrosine kinase signaling pathway
Cellular component (GO): plasma membrane; axon; signaling receptor complex
Molecular function (GO): neurotrophin binding; ATP binding; transmembrane receptor protein tyrosine kinase activity
Source: RefSeq, a predicted model, not a curated record
UCAACAAGGCACUAUGCAUUUCAGACCGCUACUGUAGGGGGAAUUACAGCUUCUCCUAGCCAGCUGCCAGCAUGAUUUCAUCUGCUGGAGGAUUUUUGCAUCUGAUCGUUUGAGUUUUUUUUCCUCCCUCUGUCUUUGUUUCCUUCCCCUUCUCCCCCCCCACCCCCCUUUCCUCCUCCUCCUCCUCCUCCUCUUUUUUAGAAGCAGCAGUCGGAGAUGGAUGUCUCUCUUUGCCCUACCAAGUGCAGUUUCUGGAGGGUAUUUUUGCUCUGGAGCAUUUGGGGAGACUAUCUGCUGUCGGUGCUGGCUUGCCCGGCGGAUUGCCUUUGCAGCAAGACAGACAUCAAUUGCAAGAAGCCGGAUGAUGGGAACCUCUUCCCUCUCUUGGAAGGGCAGGAUUCAGGCACCAGCAAUGGGAACACCAGCAUCAACAUCACUGACAUCUCCAGGAACAUCACUUCAAUACACAUAGAGAACUGGAAGAACUUGCAGACGCUGAAUGCUGUAGACAUGGAGCUGUACACGGGACUCCAGAGGCUGACAAUCAGGAACUCAGGACUUCGCAGCAUCCAGCCGCGAGCCUUUGCCAAGAACCCUCAUCUGCGCUACAUAAACCUCUCCGAUAACCGGCUUACCACACUGUCAUGGCAACUCUUCCAGACACUGAGGCUUUCUGAACUGACACUCGAAAGAAACCUUUUUAACUGCAGCUGUGACAUCCGCUGGAUUCAGCUCUGGCAGGAGAAGGGUGAAGCAAACCUGCAGAAACAGGAGCUGUACUGCAUGAACAUGGAGGCUGCUGUCAUUCCCCUGCAGGAGAUGAACAUCACCCAGUGUGAUCUGCCCGAGAUCAGCGUCAGCCACAUUAACCUGACUGUGCGGGAAGGUGAGAACGCGGUGAUCACCUGCAAUGGCUCAGGCUCGCCGCUGCCAGACGUAGACUGGACGGUUGCAGAUCUGCACUCCAUCACUACUCACCAGACGAACCUCAACUGGACUAACGUUCAUGCCAUCAAUUUGACCCUGGUGAACGUCACCAGUGAGGAUAACGGGUUCCUCCUCAUGUGUAUUGCUGAGAAUGUGGUGGGAAUGACCAAUGCCAGUGUGCUGCUCACGGUCUACUAUCCGCCACGCAUUCAGAGCCUGGAGGAGCCAGAGCUGCGUCUGGAGCAUUGCAUUGAGUUUGUGGUGCAUGGGAACCCAGCGCCCAGCCUUCACUGGCUGCACAAUGGCCAGGUCCUCAGGGAGACUGAGAUCAUCCGCAUGGAGUUCUAUCAGCAGGGUGAAGUGUCUGAGGGCUGUCUACUCUUCAACAAGCCCACUCACUACAACAAUGGCAACUACACCCUCGUGGCCACCAACCCGCUGGGGACAGCCAACCAGACCAUCAAAGGGCACUUCCUCGAGAAGCCCUUUCCAGAGAGUACGGAUAACUUUGUCUCAAUUGGUGACUAUGAAGUGAGCCCCACCCCACCUAUCACCGUGACCCACAAACCAGAGGAGGAUACAUUUGGGGUAUCCAUAGCAGUUGGGCUUGCAGCUUUCGCCUGUGUCCUCUUGGUGGUGCUCUUUAUUAUGAUCAACAAGUAUGGUCGACGGUCCAAGUUUGGGAUGAAAGGUCCCGUGGCAGUGAUCAGCGGGGAGGAGGAUUCUGCCAGCCCCCUCCAUCAUAUCAACCAUGGCAUCACCACACCCUCGUCGCUGGAUGCUGGCCCGGACACGGUGGUGAUCGGCAUGACCCGUAUCCCCGUCAUCGAGAACCCCCAGUACUUCAGGCAAGGCCACAACUGCCACAAGCCAGACACAUAUGUUCAGCAUAUUAAGAGGAGAGACAUCGUUCUGAAGAGGGAACUGGGUGAAGGUGCCUUCGGGAAGGUGUUCUUGGCCGAGUGCUACAACCUUAGCCCCACCAAGGACAAGAUGCUGGUGGCAGUGAAGGCUCUGAAAGACCCCACUUUGGCAGCCCGCAAGGAUUUCCAGAGGGAGGCAGAGCUGCUCACCAACCUGCAGCAUGAGCACAUUGUCAAGUUCUAUGGGGUCUGCGGUGACGGGGACCCUCUCAUCAUGGUCUUUGAAUACAUGAAGCAUGGGGACCUGAAUAAGUUCCUGAGGGCGCACGGCCCAGAUGCUAUGAUCCUGGUGGACGGGCAGCCUCGACAGGCCAAGGGGGAGCUGGGGCUGUCCCAGAUGCUGCACAUUGCCAGCCAGAUUGCCUCUGGAAUGGUGUACCUUGCUUCCCAGCACUUCGUCCACAGAGACCUAGCAACCAGGAACUGCUUGGUUGGAGCCAACCUGCUGGUGAAGAUUGGCGACUUUGGGAUGUCAAGAGAUGUCUACAGCACUGAUUACUACAGGGAAGGGCCGCAUCCGAAGGGCCAAUGCAGCGCAGCGUGGCAGCGGCAGAGACUAGCACGACCAGCAGCUAAAACAGGGGCCUCUAUCUUAUUCACUACACACCAUACAACAUCUGCAGUGAAAGAGGAAAGGAUGCUAUGGAUACCACCUUCAUUCAUGAUACACCAUACAAUAUCCACGGUGAAUGAGGUUGGAGGACACACCAUGCUGCCCAUCCGCUGGAUGCCCCCUGAGAGCAUCAUGUACCGGAAGUUCACCACAGAGAGUGACGUGUGGAGCUUUGGGGUGAUCCUCUGGGAGAUCUUCACAUAUGGGAAGCAGCCCUGGUUCCAGCUGUCAAACACAGAGGUCAUCGAGUGCAUCACCCAAGGCCGAGUCUUGGAGAGGCCUCGAGUUUGUCCCAAGGAGGUUUAUGACAUCAUGUUGGGCUGCUGGCAGAGGGAACCUCAGCAGCGGCUCAACAUCAAGGAAAUCUACAAGAUCCUUCAUGCUCUUGGCAAGGCCACACCAAUCUACCUGGACAUCCUUGGCUAGCAGUGGCCACUUGUCAAAAGUUCCUGCUCCUUCCUUCCUCCACCCUCCCCACCUCCUCUUCUCCCCGACCCUUUCAGCCCCCAAGCAAACAUCUUCAUAUAAACUCAAGUGCCUGCUACACAUACAACACUGAAAAACAAAACAAAACAAAAAAAAACAACCUGUAAGGCAGUUUGGCUUAUAUAUAUUUAUAGAUAUAUAGAUAUAGAUAUAUAUACCUUCCACACCAAUACAGAAAGAAGCUGCUGUUACAGAAACUAUAAGACUUUACAAAACAAAACAAAAAAGAAGAGAAGAAACGUAAAGUACUUAAACAAAAAAAAGGAGGAAUCUUUUCCCCCAAGCUGUGGAGCAGUGAAACAUGACCCUGCUGUGCUUUGUCCGCUCGUGCCGAGCUCAAGACUCUUGCUAGCGCAGAGAAAAGCUCUGGGAGGAGGCCCUGCCCCGUUUGUAAGAUAUGCACUGAAUGUGUGACUCAGUUCCCUCCCCCGCCCCGGGCGUUCGGGCGCUGAGCCAGGGCAGUGCCCCUGGGGGAACUUGCAAUUCCGCCCGCCCAGCUCCACCCUUUUCCUCCUUUUGACAUUGCAGGACAAUUUUUCUAAUUUGCCAAUUCUUAAAUGUAGAGACUCAAGGCUUUCGGAACAUACAGUAAAGGAUCGCGGCACCUACGGGUAAACCACACACGAGAAACAGCCACCCUCCCACAGAACACAGACAAGAGGAACUGAACCUUUCUGUUGCCCAGCGCCAACCCUUUGUCAGACUCUGGGGAUCAGUGCCGGGGACCAGAGCAGCUGCCUGGGAGAGCCAUACAGAGAGCAGAGUUGGGGAGGGGCCUGUGCCAUUCUAAGGAUGCUUUGACCGCACUUCGGCAUGCGGGACAGGCACCCAGCCCAUGCAUCGCCCCCAAAUAGGGGGCGGUUUUGAAAGCAAAACCCACCGCCCUGCUUCUUUUGCCAGGGGACACAAUAGAGAUGUGAGGAGAGCCCCCGCCAUACAGAUGGGCCAAAUUCAUCCCUGGCGCAACGGCGCUGAAAUCAGGGCUUUCCCCCAGGGUGUGUUCAAAGGCUGUAGUUUGUCAUCUGGCUGGGGACUGACUGGCACUGCCACAGGGGUGCUCUUCAGGGUUAGUAUGCCAUGCUGCCCCUCCUCUCUUUCCCCCGCCCCCACCAUCCACCCCCCUCUCCCUUGGUCCAGUACCUGCCAAAGGGGUGGGGGAUGCAGGGGAAACGAAGGGGUCUGGGAGAUGACUGGGAACCUAUCAACACCUGCCCAGGCCCUGUUGACAUUCCCCUCACGUCUCCAGGCCCUGAAAGGAUUGAUGCAUCUGCCUUUGAGCUGCUGUGAAAAUGCAGAGGCUGAAGAAUAGCUCCACUGGCAGCCCGGGGAGCUGGGGGAGGGGAAGGUGGUUCCUUCCCGAGGAGACAGCUCAGCAAAUGGCCACUGAGGCCAGCCUUGCAUGUCAAUGAGGACAAAGGCCUGGCCAAGGGGACAGGGACAGCCAGGGGAGGGGGAGAGAAGCAGGUCCUAUCCCAUGCCCCCAUCAAUAAAAGGAAUCAACCUCCUGGCAAAAGGCUUCCUCAGAGACGGACUCCUGCUCGAAGCAGGCCUGGGAAACAAACGUUUCUGGUUCGUUUCUCCUCCAGCUAAUGGAGGACGAGGGGAGAACGUGCCGCUUGGCAGCUCUAGCCAGGAGGAGCCUGGAGCACGGGAGCCACUGUCAAGGCGGAAUCUGAAAGGUGACCGCUGCAGACCCAGAAAUAGCUUGUGGGAUGUGGCCCUUGUCAUGGAAGGAAUGGGGGGAUCUUCUCCCCUCCCCUCCCCCCCCCAGCAUCCCUGGCCCAGAGCAAUCAACAGAGCAGGCUACAUUCGAGAAAGGAUCCUUCUGUCCAGCUGGCGACGUAGUUGUGGCGUGCUGCACAGAGGACACCCCCAUCCCCUCCCCCCUACCAUCACCCCAUUUAUCUGGAGCUGUCUUGGCUUAAAUCAGAGGAGGGGGCCCUGGUACAGGGAGGGGAAGUAAGCAGAUCCAGGGGAAGGCCUCUCUGGUGCUAGUGGAGCGGAGUCUGCAGGGGCUAAGGCUGCUGGAGAGGGAUGGGUGCAGUGGCUUAUUUGGCUGAGGCGGUGCUUGCUGUAAUAAAGGCAUUGGUGAGGGGAGUGGAGACAAAAUGUGACUCUUCGGCCUGCCUUACAAAAACCAGGAUCUGUCAGUGCUCGGCGGUAACGGCCAAGGCCAGUGCAGCAGACUCGGGAGUCGGGGCAGCGCGUGGGGCUGUUGGCGUUACAAUGCUGCAUGAUUGUUUACAGGUCGCUUUGGAUAACAGAACUGAGCUGUUGGCAGGAGGAAAGGCAGGGAAGGGGUGUUAAUGGCCCCAGAGAUCAUAGAGAAACCACAGUCUGGUGCAUCACCUCUCCCACGCUCUGCAUGGCUUUGUUCUCCUGGGGCAGCUGGACAAUGGGAGCUGGCUUUGGUGAGGGGGCCAUCCAGUCUCUCCCCUCCCCCUCCGCCCAUUUAACUAACCCUUCAAACCCCUUCCCCCAGUCAUAGCACUCAUAGACCCCCCAAUUCCAUGUUAAAUUCAGGAGCACCCCACCCUCCAGCUCUGCUGCAAACCAGGGAUUUCCCCUCCCCCGUCCCAUGAGUGGUGAAUUCCCCAAGCCAGCUCUGUGUGUGGGCACCUGAGCAAGGUGAGGGCAGGAGCAAGGAAAGACAUCAGGCCUGAAUGCAGCAUGGUUAUUAAUAACUGGUCUAAUGAAAGGAGAGGAUGUUGUCCCCUGAAAGCUGUUAAGCUCCCGACACCGAGAUUCAGGCUGUCAGGUGCCCUAUUCUUAGCCCCACCAAAUGCAAUUAUGGCAUUGGGGAAAGGUUCUCUUGUCAAAGCUUGUUUUGAGCAGCUGCUCAGUAAAAAAGCAAAGCAGGGUUGAUACCAUGGAAUGGAGUCAUGAUUCCCCUGCUGCCGCUGCUUUGGGCCUGUGGGUGUCUGGUUUUGCUUUUGUUUGUUUUGUUUCUGUACGGGUGAGAGGAAAUAGUUGCAGACAUGCUGCAGGAGUUGGGAAGGACGCUGGGCCAAGCUAUAGGGGAACAUACCAGGAGUCUCCUGAAUUUGCCGGAAUUAAUACGGAGCCCCUUUAGUCUGCAUGGCUAGGUCUUUCACCCACCACAGGACCAGAUGUUCCUGAUGGCUGUGAAGCCUGUGUGGUCCCGAUAUGUCAAAGCGCAGGAUUUGGGGAAACUCAUGUAGUGUGCCUCAAAGCAAAGAUCUACUCUAGAAUGUGGGUGCCUUUGUGGACAAGGGAGGCACAAGUGACUCCAACAUUGUGCAGCUCCUCCAUUCGCUCCCCCUAUGAAGAGGGUUAGGUAUUGCUCUGCUGCCAGGAACGCCAGAGCUCUCCCCCAGCCUGGUUACUCGCGUCAUGCCCCAAGGACAGCAGUUGGCUCUGGUUUAGGCUUAUUUCAAUUCCCGUCCCCACAUCCCCGUACCAGGGCAUUCCCAUUACUCCCCUCCUUUCAUUGAGCUGGUCCCGAAUGCCUUGUGAAAGGGGAGGUGGGCCAGACCCAAGGGAGGUCCUGGACCUUAGCUGAGAACAGGAUGUUGCCCUUCCUUGCACUGGCAGUGGGCACUUUUACUUAGGGAAAAGAUUAACUCAGGCAGAUCCCUUCGAGGGUUUCACCUAGAUGGAAACCUGCUGGGUAUGAGGGCACUGGAGCUGUGCUGUGGUUGGCCCUGGGUUGUGGUCUCAGUGACCUCAUGUUUUUUCCGCUCAUAUCUUCUGUGAUUUCCCAUUUCUAACAUUUAGGUGAAGCAGAUACUUCUUGAGGGUGGGCCAUUGAGCGCUCAACCCCAGCUCUUGAAGUCAGCCUCCUAUUUUGCAUGCCUGUAUUGUUGCUCACACAGCUUUCUACACUCCAGUUUUUGCACACACCACCAGACUUGGAUGGUCAUUAUGUGCGUUAUAUGUGCAAACCUGAUCACCUGGCACAUGCAUGUGAGUUCAAGGUUUUGAAUUUGCAUGAACUUGGGUGUGAAAAAUGGCAUGCACAAACUUCAGUGUGGAGGAAUAUAUGUGCAACAGCAAGUGUGAAAAUGUUGGGGUUCCAUUGUAGAGGCUGCUUUUGAAAAUGUGAUCCUCAAAGCUCAGCCAACUGCCUCUCUCCUGUAGUGGGUAGAAUAAGCUGUCUCAGACAGCGCUUGGAAAAGGCCUCGUAAGGAAGGGGACAGUUUUACAAGUCCAGUGCACUACUUGGGUUAAGUAAACCAUAGUUGUAUUGGGAAGGGCUAGUGUUAUAUUAAAUCCCAAGUGGUGGUGAUGGCAGAAACUGAAAUAAGCAAAAAAUAAAUUGUGUGACUGGGACUACAGGAAAAUGAGGCUAUAAUUCUGGGCAAACAUUGGCAAAAAAGCAAAAGCAAAGGUCACCAGCCGGCAGGGGUCUGAACUGUGCUGUGUUGUGAGCUUUUCUGGUCUGAAAUACAAGCAGUACAAGGCCUGAGCAAUAUUAAACCUUUCAGGGACAAAGGCAGGGAAAUCCAAAGCUAAGGCUGCUGUUUUCUCUUCUGAAGAAAGGCUUUUACCUGUCAGGACCCAAGUGCAUUUGCUGCCUAAUGUACUAGCGAUAUCAGCAACUGUAACUGCAGAAACACAGAACCCGGGUCUCGGCAGGCAAGUGAAGAAGGAAUUGAUUUAAGCGCUGUUGUUCGUUGGGUGUAUUUAUUUGUCAUUGGUGAAUCUCAUCUAAAGUGUGUUCUGUUCAGAGCUGGGAUCUUAGGCAGUUUUAUUACAGUUGCUUAUUUAUUUUUAUAACGAGGCAGUUCACUUCCGGCACCCAAUGGUGACUCUCAUUUUACAGGCUGUGAGUGAAAAAUGUUGCAUUCAAGGCUAGUAGCCAAAUGUACUGACAGAGAAGGCCCUCCUUGCUCUCUGCAGGUGACUUUUCUCCUCUGGGGCAGCUGUACCAGUUUACUAGACUAAGACUGUGGCCCAUGCCCAGUGCCUUCCUGUACAGUUACAUAUGUUCACCUCUCCUGGGGCUUAGCAGCUGAAGCUCAGCUGCACACCACUAAAUGGGAAGCUGGCAGUGGUGCCAUGCUGAGGCCUAGCCUACAGAAACCUGACUGAGAAUGCGAGGGAGAGCCUAGAGUAUCUGUCAUAUGAGGACAUGCCAGUUUCGGGGCAGGGAAGAACCAAUUGUUGAGAAGACAGACACACCCACCAGAAAAGAUAGCUUGCCCCCUUGGCUUUCCAUUCAUCAGGACUUGGUUUAAGACUUUAGUAUUUUUUGUACAAAGAGGGGGAGGAUUUAAUCUCUGACAGGAUAUUUAGCACUUGGGUCAUUCACCUUGCAUGGGCCAGGUCUUGGCUGGGAAGCAGUCCCUCCUGUUUACCAGGAAGAGCCUGGGUUCUGUUCUAUGCUGUUUAGUUGCUCCCCUGCAAUGGCUCCUCUCUGCUUUUGAGACACCUACUCACGUUUCUCUAAAUGUGGAUUUUCACAUGCAGAGGGAGCUGACGGGGCGGGGCGGUUGGCCGGUGAUCGGGUCUGAUGGCUCCAUACAGUUGUGCCCUGCUCAUUGUGGGAAGACAGGAUGCCCAUGCCAAGAAAAGCACUAGGCAGGUACAUGCUUUGGAUCGGUGCAAAGGCACAUCCCCAAACGCUCUGCUGUGCUACUGUGUCCUUUUAAAGGAACAGGAUGAGACUGCACCUUUGGGAUGAGUAUGCUGUUGGUUUGCAAAGGAGAAGAAAUUGAAGGGGGAGCAUGUCACUUUGUGCCCCAUUACCAUAAUGGCUAAGUGGAAAAACUUGCUUAGCUCUUCUCCAGAAUCACUGCUAGAAACCAUGCUCCUGGCUGGGACCUUACGGGUCCGGUGUCUAGCCGAGUGAAUGUGUUUGAAGACAUCCUCCUCCCCCGAGUGGGAGACUAUAGUGUCACAAAUGGCACAGGUGUAUGUAGUCUCUGCUCCCAGUGGGAUGCAGAUGUAACAGUGCAUCCUUCAGUCACUUUCAUGCCCCUUGUUCCUUGCCUGUACAACAUGAGGCAGUGGAACAGGUUCCCAACCAAAGUGGUGGAAGUCUCAUUGCUUGCGACUUUUAAAACUAUGCUAGAAAAUUGUGGGGAACAAUCUUGCUUGGGACCCCAGGAGACAGGCUAAGUGAUCUUAUAGGUCAUUUUCAUCUCUAGCUUCUGUGGUUUCCCACUAGCCACAAUUUCGCAAGGCUUCUUUACAGCCUCUGUCUUCUUCUAAAACAACCAGCUAUAACAGUCCUCAAAGGAAAUGGAUGAUUAUCACAUAACUCCCAUUGACACUCAGGGAUCCCCUAUGGGAACUGAUCUCCCAGACAAAAAAAGUGACUGAUCCUAAAACCUGAAGUCCAGAGUUCAGCAGCUGUUCUGAAGAGGUGUUUAGCUGCAGAACUACUGGCUUCUUAAGACAAGAGCCCAGCAGGAGAUGACUGAAAUGCCUCUGUGAAGGAAAUCAUAGCAUUGGGAGGUCUGAAAUUUUUUUUCUUUUGCGCACGCUGGCUCUCUGUUGGUUUCCAACCUCCCAGAUCUUUGCUGCUUGAUAUUUAGAUAAGUGAAGUUGCUGCAUUCACUUCCUUCAGAAAAAAUAGGACUGGCACAAGCCCUGUGAUUUGGCUGGUGUAGGUGCGAUAAGAUUCCCUCAAACCCAACCCCCCGCCACUCCACACACACACUUUUCCUUUCUGUCCUUGUAGUUCUCUGGGAGUGACAAACAGACUUUGUCAACUGAGCGAAAGUCUUAAUGUGAGGUGAAUCUGAAGACCACAGUUUGGACUUCAAACAGUGAGAAAAUUGGCGCUGAAUGAUUCCGCACACAAAGCAGAAAACUUUCAUUUCCUGCAGGCAGGAUGGAAUUGACUGUUAUAUUAAGACUUCAGAAGGAGCACUGCCCUGGAGUAAUUUCACUGCUGUCAGGCAAUGUUGACAUCUAGAUUAACCUCUGUGCAGUGAAUUUUACAGCAAAGCUCAUUGUGAUGCGUGUGGGAUAUCUCCUGUAAAUCCCAGCUGAAACCAAGGGUGUCCCACCCCCCUCUAUGAGAAGAAGGGGAAGAGCCUGGCAAGCUACUGUGGUUUUUUUACCUCAGCAGAACGCGGCUCUGACCUCAUCCAGGCCGUUCCUGCUGAGACAGGUUUUCUGUUCUGCUAAAGUGACAGGAGUUUUAGCCCAUAUUUUUUUUUAAUCCCCCCAAGGUAUUUAAAUCAGGGGGAUGAAAGGCUCUUUGCUAUUGACAAACAGGUCCUGCCGUGUAUCCACAAGCAGACAGUCAUAGUUAAAAGGAACUGGUUAACCAGUGGCUGUUAGCGUCUCUCUCUGAUUAACUCCAAACGAGGGCACUGAUCAGACCGGAUACAGUGAGCCAUGCCGCUCACUCUCACAGCUGCUGCCAACCGGCUGCAUCUAGUGUUAACCAGCCAACCCAGAGGCUAACUAUUUAAACUGUGAGCACUAGACAAAAGAUGCAUGAAUUAAAGGAGUUCACAUAGUUCAUUCUGCAGAAGUCAAAGGCCAUUGCAAGAGAAGUCUCCAAACUCCUUAUUUCUUUGCUCUGGCUGUUAAAUCCAAACUGCAAGGUAGGAGCAAGUACCCUUAGUAUUUUCUUUAAGAGUAGCUUCAGCAGCAAAAGUUUCCAGGGCUGAGAGGUACAGAAGCGGAACUGCCUUCUCCUCCCUUGUGUGCUAGAGACAAUGCUCUCAACAGGCAUUAGUAGGUACCCAGUGAAGUCACCUAGUUCUUUUGAUUACCUCUGUGUAGACAAGCACUGUCAGCUGGAAAAUGUCAGGACUUGAGGGUGUAUCCUACAUUUUAGCUAUUCUUUAUGCCUUGUUCUUCUUGUUCAUCUCCAAACUCAUAUGUGUCUAUAACCAAUAGCAAAAAUUCUAGGCAAAAAGGACAAAAUGUUAGGCUCUCAGUGGCAAACCCCGAAGGCAAAAUCUCCAUCAUAUUUCUAGAAAUUCCUUUCAUGAAAAAAAUGUUUGUUAAAGAAGUUUAUUGUUUGUGAAGUGCUCUGAGAUCCCUGGCUAGACGUGACUAUAGAGUCAAGAGCUUCAUUUUCAGAGGUAGUGCAUGCAUCAUUAAAAAAGGGAUUGAUGAUAAGACAGAAAAUAUCAUAUUGCCUCUAUAUAAAUCCAUGGUACACCCACAUCUUGAACACUGUGUGAAGAUGUGGCCACCUCAUCUCAAAAAUAUAUAUAUUGGAAUUGGAAAAGGUUCAGAAAAGGACAACAAAAAUUAUUAGGGGUAUGGAACAGCUUCCAUAUGAGGAGAGCUUAGUAAGCCAGGGACUUUUUCAGCUUGGAAAAGAGAUGACAAAGCGGGGCUAUGAUAGAGGUCAGUAAAAUCAUGACUGGUGUGGAGAAAGUAAAUAAAGUGUUAUUUACUCCUUCUCAUAACACAAGAACUAGAAGCCCCCAAAUGAAACGAAUAGGCAGCAGGUUUAAAACAAACAAAAGGAAGUAUUUUUUCACACAACGCAGUCAACCUGUGGAACUCCUUGCCAGAGGAUGUUGUGAAGGCCAAGACUAUAACAGGGUUCAAAAAAUAAUUAUAUAAAUUUGUGGAGGAUAGGUCCAUCAAUGGCUAUUAGCCAGGAUGGGCAGGAAUGGUGCCUCUAGCCUCUGUUUGCCAGAAGCUGGGAGUGAGUGACAGGGGAUGGAUCACAUGAUGGUUACCUGUUCUGUUCAUUCCCUCUGGGGCAUCUGGCAUUGGCCACUGUCAGCGGACAGGAUAUGGGGCUAGAUGGACCUUUGGUCUGACCCAGUAUGGCUGAUCUUAUAUUCUUAUGCAGCUCCCAUUGACUUCAGCUGGAGUUGUGUGUCCUCAGUAUCUCUGAAAGCAGGCCUGUAAACUCUUUUUUGAACUUUUAUUUGCUAUCCCCACUUAGAAUACAGCUGGAAGGGUUGCCUCCAAGGUUACAGAGAAGGUCAUGGUGUCAUUUUUGACUAUGGAAAGAAUAUGAUUGACCAAUUUAACACCAAAGAAAAUCAAACUUGGCGGCCUCAUAUAAAAAGUAAUCGGUAUUGUGUUUUGCUUUGGACAUCCAUACAUUAAUAUUCCGCAAAUAUGAUUUCCUCUUUGUUUGCAUUAUUGAUGCUAUAAAAUGUCAGACACACUAAAAAACAAACUAAAAAAACCCUUCAGCAACCCAACCUUUGGAGUUUGGAGUAAUUUUGGCAGAGUCACAAAUAAGGUUGCUGUCCCUUUUGCUUCUCAUGGAUAUUAAUGCACUGGUCACUUUGCUAGCUGUAUUUCAAAGAAUACAAAACCCUGACAUUCUUUGUGCCCCAGGCAGGAAGCCAAAAGGGCCAGGAUGAAGUACCACUUUGUUAUGGUUGGGUUUGUGACAGGCAUCCCCUCUCUCAUAGGGUCUGUUGCAUCUCUGAGGUUCCCAGCAAAGCACCACUUCACAACCUUCUUUGUUCCAGCCAAGAAGGACAGGGAGUGUGUGUCCCCUUUUGUCAGAGCCAUUCUAUCACUUGCCGUUGCUCUUGAGCAGUACUGGAUUCCUGCCUCUUGCAGUGAUAGGUGGAUGUUAUAACUCCACAGCACACCAGCCCUUAGUUGCCCAAGAAUUGAGACAUGAGCAGGAAGGAGAGACCUGUAUUCUUCUCAAUCGCUAUCUAACUACAUCCCAGAAUCUUAGGCACUUGUUUUCAUGAGCACUGAGUGGACAUCUUUACUGUGCUGUCCACAGUGAACCCUAGAUUUUUGUGCCAGAGAGGAUACAGGGAACUCGGAACCCAUCCCUGUGUUUUUCCUGUGUUGGAGGAAUUUAAAUUGCUCCUUCCAAUGUGCGUCUUCUUGAACUAGCUGAAGACGAGUUUCACUUGCCCAACAACUGAUUUACUUUCGUCCCUCCCACUCCUCCCUGCCCCAACUCACUAAAUAAUGUUGUGCCAUUGGCAAAUGUUACAUCAUUAUCCGCCCACCUUCCCAAGUCAUUAAUAACUAAAUUGACCAGCACCAGCCCUGGCAUCGAUGUCUGGAGUCACCCCACUAUUAACAUUCUCUGCGCAAUAGGAACUGUCCUGUUACUCUUCUCAUUUGCUCCCUGUUUCUCCUUGUUAGUGUUUGAUCCAUAGUAGGACAUUACCCCUUGCUCUGGCUAUCCAGUUUCCUUAUUCGUCUCUUAUGAGGGCCUUUAUCAUAGUCUUUUUGAAAGUCUAAUAAAAUGAUACAAAUGUCUACUUUAUUAUUUCCUUCCCUCUUCCAAAGCAUUCUCAAAAGUUAGAGACAAAAUUGACUCUUACAUAGGCUAGGUCGGCAUGUCCCUACCUUGUUGCUUUCAUCUGGGGGCUUCCCAACUAUUAUGUAGUUGGCUUCCCGACCCUUUUUCCUAGUCCUGCAAUUAGAGCUCCCCAUCUUUCUGAGGUCUGAGUGAAAAUGGAGGUCAAAUCAUACUCUGCAGGUGAGACCUUCUGCACGAUGUUGUGGGGAGGAUAUCUCAGCAAGUUUCUCCUUGGAUUUUCCCUCCAGUGAUAGCAUGAGCAGGGGAUUUGGGGAAUCCAGAGAGAGGUAAAAGAGCUCCCAGUUCUGAAACCUCCUGCUGAAAUUUCCACAUGGAAAUCUGGGAGCAGGGCAGGGGACACUGCCAUGAAGAGCAACAUUUCUCUUAUUCAAUCCUCCUCCCAACCUAGCCCUCUGAAGUCCACAGAGUGCCAUUGGAACAGAGAUACAGCUCAGGUGCAUGCCCACAACACAAGGAUGGGGAAUUUCCAGUUGUGCCCCGUCAACCCCAAUGAGAUAGGAACAAAGGUAGCAAAAGUCCCAGAGUAGAAAGAGUUCUGGCUUAUGAUGUUUUCCCCAUAGGGAUGAUUUAGUUUCCUUUUCUAACUCCAUUAUUUAAGACACAAUCCCACAGUAACUAUAAACAUGCUCUGAAAUAUGGAAUGAGUGCGAGGAAUCUGUUUGUUUUCGUUUUUAUGCCUGUAAUUUCUCUCGCUGAGAAUUCAGCUGUUACUCAGCCCCCAGCUGGUUGUUCUGAUUGGAAAGUCAGUCAGGACUGAUUCCUGAUUGGAUCUGCUCUAGUCCAUCCUAGUUCUUACACACUUGGGCUGCGGCAAUGGAAAUAAUCAGCAAAAAAAGACUGAGUUAUUGUUACUGUGUAUAGACCUGAACCCUCCACUUGGUGCUGGGCUAAAGCCUGAUAGGUGUUGAACACCACAAGUGUUCACUAGAGUCAGAAAAGGUGGUGGGGUCUGGAUGCCUCUUGAGAUCAUUCAUUGUGAUGUUAGGAGUACAGUUGCAGGGAAUGAGGGGGUGAAAUUGUACAAGAAAAAAUGGGUCAAACAGAUUGUUUGACAUUUAGUGCAAGAAAAUCCACAAUUGUACAUGAGACAAGAUUGAACUCAUCAUAUUCUCCCCGGAAACAAAGAAUAUUUGCUACAGGGAGAGGAACUUCUCUGUCCCAAUAGCUUUUAAUUUUGUUUUUCUUGUUCUUCUGCUAGAGCAGAACAAACCAUGACUCACAACAUCUUUGAAAGCUGGAAAUGAGGGUGAGAGGUGGGGUUGGGAGCGGAUGAGAGCCUGAUCUUGUUCGGUGAUGUAAAUGGGUAGCAGCACAGCAUCUUCCCAGAAUCCGGCCCUAAUCAUCUGGCAUCAGAUUCCCCCCUCCCCCCGCCCCCAAUCUAUUUUGUGCAAGCAUUGUUCACAAUGUUGUAAAUCAGCUUUAUCUCUGAGAUUAAGAGACAAAAGCAGCCACUAAUCUGGGGAUCCUGCUGUAUUUUAAACCGGUAGAAUCAUUUCCCUGAAGUUCAAAACGCCUGCCUAAGGUCAAGAAAGACGCUGAUGGAAAACCAAGCAAUGAGAUUGUUUUGAUGACCUGUCUGCACCUAAAUUUUUGCAACAUGUUAAUCACAGCCACCAGGGAAUUCUGUGCUGAGGACAGGGACACCUCCGACACUGCAGAGAUCAAUUUCAGGCAGCUCUGCUUAAGAACGGUCGGUAUAAUAAACAUUAUCAGAGGCAGGCUGUCAUGUAGUGUCUGCAGCUGAUGACUGAGUGUUUAGUCUGUCAGAUUUGUUCUGGUCUCUGGUUUCAGGGUGGCAUGUUCUUACUGGCAUUUAAUUUGGGGCUGUGUGUUCAGCACCAUGGACAACGGUCAUCUGCUAGUAGUGAGUGAAAUUUACAGGCUCUCGCCCAGCUUCAUCUCCCACAGGGCUCUGGCUUUCCCCCCUUGUUUCUAAGCUCUGGUGGUGGUUUUUCCUAGUGGUUGCUCUUUUGUGUGUGCUUUGCUUAUCAACUCAGCAUGUCAAGACUCCCUCCCCCCGCCAUGUUGCACCCUGAACCUGCUGACGUUGGCCUGCUCCUAAAUCAGUGUGUUCCUUUCUGCAUUAGGACUACUUGGGUUAGUAACGGGGGCAGGGCUGGAUCUGUACAUCUCCCACUCUGAGGAACAGGCCAGAGAGCUCUCAGGAGAAACAGCUUGAAGAUUAAUAGGGAUCCAUGUACGUCAGUAGUUCUCAACCUGCGGCCCAAUCAGCACACAGCUGAGGCUCAUGUGACAUCCUCAGAGCCAUACCAGGUAGUCUAUAUAUUAUGUGGAUGUGGCCUACAUAACACAGAGAGCUACGUAUGCAGCCCACAAUGGUAAAUAGUUUGAGAACCACUGAUGUAGGCAGUGGGCUGGCUCAGCUACCCUGGAACUGGUCUGGGACUGUCCUGGCACUUAUUUAAACCUAAAUGUUCAAGGACCUGGCGUUUACUUUGGAAUGAUGUAAGGAUUUGGCCCAAUGAUGAGAGACAAGUUAUAGCAUGUCUAAUGUAUGAAAAGGGAACAUAAUCAGAGCAUGCAGCUUUCUCCCGGUUGUGUUGUGGGAUUUCCCCCUCUCCCCCCCCACCUUUUCCUGACACCUAAAACUUUCAACAUUUGCUUUGUCCUAAAAGAUUUAACCAAGUAGAAUGAAACUACUGGAACUGAAGCUUCAGUGAAGUUACUGCUGAUUGUCACCAGCAUUUGUGAGAUCAGGUUCAGGUCCAGCGACAAUCAAAAAGCACUGGGCCAGCUGGAGAUUUUGAAGUGCAGCCUUUGAUCUGCUUUUGUUUAUUUUAAUAUAAAAUUGUCCUGUUGCAACAGUACAAGGAAAUGAGUAGCUACCACAUAUUAGUGAGCAUAUUUUUUCUCAGACUCAAUGGGGUAACAGCAUGCAAAAUCCCUCUCAGUUCAACUUAGUGUCUCUGUGCUUUUUUUCACUCUAACAGCCCUGCCCCUGCUCUAAGACCAAAUGAAGCAGACAAACUCCAUCUUAAGUGGCUGAUUCUGCAAGCAUCAUGAAUAAUUUCCUUCCUUUGGGCAGCUUUGGGAGUGAUCAGGAAUUGUAGCUCCAUCCCCAGCUCUUGGGUAGGGAUGGGCUACCUGAUUCAGGAAAUGGAAGAUAAGAACCGGCCAGAAACUUAGCUUAGAUAUGGAACCGAACCUUCAGAUUAGUUCCUGGGAGCACCCCUUAUUGUCUUCCCUCCCUGACCCAACAGGCCCACUGACUUGGCUGAAAUCCAUCUUGGGGUUUGACAGUUGUGUCUUUCCUCAAGACUGAUGAUGAAUGUUGGGGUCACCCAAGCAGUAGGAACCUCAGAACUUAUGAUCUCUGAUCACACAAGAGAUAGAAAGAAAUUCAGGUCACUAAUCUCUGAUCAGUGAAGAGCAGUACCAGGAGGAGGAGUUGAGAGGUAGAAGUGGGAGGGGUCUGGUUGGCAUAAAGAAGAAAGAGAACUGGUGGCAUAAGGAGGAGAGAUGCCAGCUGGUAAUAGGGUCAAGGAGCAGUAUGGAGUUAGGGAGCCUGCUGGAUUUCAGGGAGAGGGAGUCAUAGGGCAGGAGGAUAUACUGGGAAUUGAAGAAUGGGGUGUAAGAGGGAGGCUGUUGGAAAUCAGAGGGUUUGAUUUGCAGGAGAGAGGAAUCCUGAACAGGGAAGUCUUAAAUGUUGGGAGGGAGGAGAGAAACCACAAUUGACUUGUGUCCAUUUGAAGCAGCUUUGAGGGCUCAUCUGGACUUCCCGUCUUGUUGGGCUUCUCCCUGGUUUGAUCGUGGGUCUCUCACUCAAUACCUUACAAACACCAAAGUCUUAUUGUGUAUUCCACUGUCUGAUGGUUCUUGCCCAGCCACAAGUGGGUUGUUUUGUUUGGGUUUUUUUCCCUGUGUGAAAGGGAUUUGUUUCUUCAGGAGAAGUGUCCUUUAAAAUUCCAGCUAAAUCUGGAGGUAAUUUCUUGCAUGAGCAGCUUUUUAUAGAUAGGCUUAAAGCAGAACAAAAAAACCUUAUGUUAACUAAGUGCUAUUUCACAUAAUGUGUUCCAUGAGAAAUGAAGGAUUUCCUGCCUUGUAAAUGAUGUACAUUGAUGUAGUUCAUACUGGACACUUGGGUCGGAGGAGUUGUGCAGAAAGAUUUCAUGAUCUGAAGGAUCAGCUGGCACCUGGGACAGACAUGAGGGGAGACCAGGCUGUAUUUGGCAAUGGAGUUUAGGUGCUGUAUUCUCCCCCUCCUGAGAUACUAAAUACAUGAUGUGGUGACAAUGGCUGGAAGUGGCGUGUAUGUCCAAAUCUCCCCCCACCCCCCAGUAGGGAUGUAUAAUUCUCAGCAUUAGAAAAAUGGACCAGCUCUCAAAACAAAUCUAUUCCCCUGCCUCUAUUCUGCAAAGAUAGAUGGGCCCUUGAUUGGGGAAGAACUGCGGUGGUAUACACAGGCUGUUCUCAUCAGCAGUGACUCUAACCAUUGGGGACCUGUGGCUCUACCCCACUCAGAAAAAAGGUGAAAGUAAAAUCAGAGUCCAGUCAGUUGGCCUUUGUCCCAGCUCCUAUGUACCUCUGUUCACAACUACAGAAUGGCUCUGCCAGGUGUAGAAUUCCCCGCCCCAUACUAUACAAUUCACAUUCCAGUAGGGGGCUAGGCAGCAGCUGGACCUCCCCCACCAGCCCAGUAGCUGCCACAGAGCACUGAGGGGUGCUGUAAUGAGCACCUGUACAGCCCUCCCCCAAUAGAAUUUUGCCCUACGUAGCCUCUGGUUGGAACUCAGCCCCGUCUUUGCAGACACGUUGGGGGAACAUGGCUAGCCUCCCAAAACAGGGACGUUUGACUGGAUUUUUACCAGACUAAUGUGAAUAUCAGUUAACAUUUUUGAAACUCUGUAUGAACAGAAAACAAAAAUCUCAGUGACAUUUGCUGGAUUGAGUUGUUUGUUUUUACCCAUUAUACCAAUAAGCUACAGUCGUGGCCUCUUUGGAUCCUGUUUUAAAUUCUGCAUCUGGGUCUACAAUGGAGGCCAUCACCUCCCAAUACCUAGCCACUAUGGGGGUCAUUGGUGGAGUCACAUGAUUAAGGGGUCAAAAAUGAACUACCAGCCUUCAGGUCUUGCUAUGGUUCUCAACCCCUUCCAUAUUACAACACCCUUUGCCAUACCAGGACCCAUCCAGAACCUCCCAUUCUGUCAAACUAGGAUCCCCUCCCAUGGGACAAUAUGGGAAAGGCAGGGUGAUGGCACAUCCUAGAACCUGUCUGCAACACCCUUCCUCCCCAGGGACUCCAACUGCUAAGGGGAGGAACUCUGCUCUGGGUAUUAGCCAAAGUGGGUUCCCCCGUAUCCUCCCCAGGGUAAUUUGGAUUGAGCUCUUUGCUACACUGGGGUGGGGGGGCAUGAUUCCAUUACAGUUUUAGACCCAUAGAAGCCUUUUACAAAUUUUUAAAAAGUGUUUGAAAUUGAGGUUAAGGGACAUCUGAAACGCUGAGGUAUUUGCCCUUCCCCUGGAUCCUCUCCCCACCCUUUGCUUCCCCUUUCCCCCCUCCCCAGCCUCAAAAUGAAACAGAAAAUUAUUUUUUUAAAACUAUUGAUAAUUUAUGUUUAGUACAAAGGAUGAUUUAAUGGCAUCACCAAAGGUCAUUCAUUCCAUUUACACGUUCCUCCUCCACCCCCUAGCCCAUUCUCCCUACUCCAGCCUGUCGCCCCCUGUCAUCCACCCCACACACUCCCCACCACCACUAAAGAAACACAAACACUGGAGACCAUUCCGAUUUGGUCAACAAUCAUUGGAGGACAGAGAUUUAAAAAAAAUACUAACCAGCCACCACACAAUGAAACCAUGUCCACCUUUCAAUUCAAUAGUCAACUGCUGCAAAUAAAAGACAAACUCAUUUCUUGACUUUUGUUUAAAAAAAAGAGUCUUUUAUACCUAUAUGUCUGAGCGUGUGUAUGUAUAUACAUGCACCUGUGUUCAUACACACAUACGCGCACACAUCUCUCUCUCUCUCUCUCUAAUAUAAAUAUAUUGUACGUUAGAGCUGUAAAUAUUCCUUGGUCAUGUGUCUAUGUCUUCUUCAUAGUAUCAUAUCCUCAGUGUUACGUUAACAACUCCAUUUAUUGAUUGAUGAAACUGUGUGUAGAACUGUACCCUCCUGACAUAGUUUAUGUAGAUCUCUCUUCUCAAAUAAAGUACAAAACAACCAUUAACUAGGCGUUUUUCCCCUCCUCUGUCUGCCUGUCAUUCAACUUUCUUUUUAUGAACAUCACCUUUGAUCUUUUAUGUUCCAGUUUUAAUCACAGGCUUGAGGCAGGAAUUCUUGGGUGAAGUUCUUUGACCUGGAUUUUGCAGGUCAGACUAGAAUAUCAUAGCAGUUACUCCUGGAUUUAAAAUCUAUGGGUGAUAUCCUGGCCCUAUUGAAGUCAAAGGGAGUUUUGCCAAUGAGGUCCAUAGGACCAGGAUUCACGCUAGGAAGGGGAGAGUAUUUUUUGUUUAGUGGAAGCUCUGAUUUGGGAGCAUGAGAUAGCAGGUUCCAGAGAAAAAUACCAGUUUGCUGAACUGCUAACCACAUCCUGAUUCACCUGAUGGGAAGGGUGUGAACCACCAUCAGUCAGUUCCUUCUCACCCAGGUUUCUAGCUCAUGAACUAGUGAAACCUAGACAAAGUCUUUGUUACAGAAAUUCCAUCAUUCACAAGUCCCUUGACAAAUGGCUUCCUUCUCCAGGCAGAGCCAGGAGGACACAUCUCUGACACUUUCUUGGAGUCACUUAGGACUCUGUGUCACUAUGUAACCCCUUCCCCUUCCCCCGUCACAGCGCGAGAGAGACUUGGUGGGGCUAAACUGGGUGUCAGCUCCCUGUCAUCCCAGUCUGCUAGCCAGUCUCCUCUGAAGCUCUGCCAGCCUUCACUUUGUGUUGCAGGUAACACUUGGUAUACUCCCAUUCCCAAACACCUCAGAAGUAUCUCCCUGUAGCAUCCAGCCUGUCACUGGACACUCACGGAAAUGACCAAUCUGCUGUCUCAAAAAAGACAGUGUACACACAGCUGGGAGACUACAACCCAGGGUCCGGUCCUUCCUGACCAGAUAGCACUUGGUGAAAACAAACGGAAGUUUAGUAACAACAAGCUUCACCGAUUCAAGUGAGCAUUGAGUAAGAAUAAUGGAAACAGAAAUGGUUACAAAUGAAACAAAAGCAUAACACGCUUCCAAGAGACGCCUCGUAAUUGUGACAGGCUAUAUUCCUUUGUCUGCAAUAGUUUCUCACCCUCAAAGUCCUUUUGCAGAGCUUGCUGAUUUUAAGUCAAAUCAGGAGCCAAAUUUUCAUGAACAACCUCUGCUCCACUAAGUGUGUUCUGCAGUUAAAUGGAUAAUGAAAUGUUCUGCUGAUGAUGAUUAUAUUUUCCAAGGUUUAUUGUCUUUGCUUCUAGAGUCAGGGUAAUCCCUGUUGAUUUCACAUCGCUCUGUCAAUCUGUUUUUCUUGUAGACAUACCAAAUCAAAUAGGUUUUCCUUUCUGCUGGUUUCCCCACGCUUUUAAUUUACAUUAGAGAUUGGGAGAUAACUACCUUUCCCCCUGUCUGGAAGAAACUAGUUUCUGCCUUUGUUGGGUUACAGACUUUACAGCAUAAUAUCAGUAAGUAUCCAUAAUUCCUCAUAUAGUGUUAAUACAUACAUUUCACAAUGGCAUUAAUGACCAGUGUGUCACCGGCUUUCAUCUGAUACCUUACAACAGUGGUCUCCAAAGUGGGGUGCGUGCAAGAGGAUCCUUGGGGGUGCGCGGCAGGAAGAGUGCUUUUUUUUUUUUUUUUUUUGAUUCGGCAGUUUGGGUGGGUGUCUGAGCGGUUUUUUUGUUUGUUUGUUUGUUUUUGCUUCGGCAAAAAUGGUAGAGCUGACACGGCAGGGGGUGCGUGCUCAACAUUUUUUUACUGAUAGGGGUGCGCGAUCAAAAAAGUUUGGAGACCACUGCCUUACAAGACACUUUUUGGACAAACACUAUGAAAACCGUGGGUUAGGUGUAAUGAGUUUUUCAGGCCUGAUAGGAGUUGCUCACAGAGUCGUGAACCAUCAAUGGGCCUCUGUGUCACAACAUCGCUGAGGCUUCUGAAAGAAAUAACCAAAAUGAAAUACGUUAAUAGCGGUUACCAGUGGGUGGUGCGAUGGUCUGUCUGGUGGUGAAAUCCCCAGGUAUUUUCUACUGCUCAGAAUGGCAGUGGGUCAAAUGGCAGAUUAUAGUUACAGGAAGGCUGUGUCAUUGGUGUUACGUUAUAUCCUGCCAAUUUCUGCCAUUGGCUCACCUUACCUUUCUAAGCGUGUGCUGCCUGCGGUUAGAAUUAGGAGGUGCAGAAGCGUCCCAGAGUAACCAUGUGAGAUAAAAAGGCUCAGAAUCAGCUUCAGGUUAAACCGAUUCCACAUGCCUACAAAAAAUUAGGGGUGAUGUGGGCGAAAAGGGAAGGCGGGAGGGCUUUUGACAUAGUCCCCCGGGGUUUGUGCAUGAUUUCCUGCUUGUUUCAAGGCAUGCAUCCUCGCGCUUGCUUGUGGGACCACAACACUAUGUGAUCGAGUCACCUCACAGCUACUGGGAGGAUGUGAGCCUGAGAAAUGCAAUGUGGAGGUGAUAUCAGCAUAUACCUGGGAGCCGCAGAAAGUGACUCCAAUUAUUAGACUAAUGAAAGAAGCAGAUAAGUGCUGAGCACUGAUCAAUUAACUAGGUAUUUGAUCUGGACUAUAGUAUACUGGGAACUCAUUGGUUAAGGGAAUUGCAUAAUGGGAUACCGAGAUUUUUCCCGACUUCAAUUCCAGCCUGGUCUGGUAGAUUCUUAUCUGAUGGCUAUGGGGUGGCCUAUGCGAAAUGAGUCAAACGAGCCCUCGAUUUAAAAGGAGACACGUGUCUACAUCCAAGCAGGCACCACUUGUCCUUCUCAUUGGCAGCUUCGGCGAGAACUGAACAGGCCAUGGAAACCGACCCCUGGGAGAGGUCCCUGGUGAGGCACACUAGUAUAGCAAUGAAGCUUGCACUGCUCCUGCCCACGUUGAGACACAGAAGCUCUUUUUUCUCCAGGGCACCAUCAGUCCAGUUCCUUUCUCCAGCCACCACCGUCUGAUAAUACACGUGCAGCAUAAAGGGACCCAUCACGCAACAAAGAUGGAAACAAAGCUGGGGGGGGGUUGGACUCAGGACUACCCACAAUCCAGCUUGUCUGAUGCAUCCCCAGGAGGCUUCAACCUUCCGUUCAUGCACAUCCCCGUGGCUCUGGCAUUUCAAAGAGGAGAUGGCCCCUGUGUGGCGCUGAAGGCGACAAGCUAGAUAUUCAAUAGCAUGGCUGCCAUUCCGCGCCUGCAGCCCCAUUGCAGAGCUUUACAACGGCUUCGGUUAUUCCAGCCAUCGAUGCAGUAUUCCACUGAGCGCCUAAUUACUGCCCCACAGGCAAUGGCUGCUGGGCUGGAAGGACCGGGUGGGAGGGGAAGUGCCCACCCUAGUUAAGACGCCCAGGAUUCCUCUUUCCUAAGGCAGCUGGAGCUGGUGGCAGCGCUAGAGGACGUGACACUGAUGAGAGGGGACUCCAAACCUGCACAUACAGCCUGCGAGCCACGUAGCUGCUCAUUUAGGGUUAAACUCACCCUCGGCAUAAGCCCCAUGAACCACUGGAGCAGUUCAAGCAGUGCCUUCCACCUCAAUCAGGCCCUCUGCAAAAGGGGUGAGAUUUAACCCUUAGAGAACCACUGAAUUGUGCCACAGAGCUAACACCAAUAUUUGGAUUCCUUAGGAUCUAGCCCCACUUUCCCCUGGUUCACACUGACCUGCUCACAACCUUUCCCACAACCUAGCCCCCUGCAGCGGCAGCUUGCUUUAGCCUUGGAAAACACAGCAGCUGUCAUUUUUGCAGGCAUUCCCUCACUGCUCUGAGCCUUCUUCACUGCAGGGCCAAUGAGACUCAGAAUUAAUGCUGUUCAUUGGGGGAAUCCGCCGUUGCCUCCACUACAUCCAAAGCCCCCUCCCCCCCAGCCAAAAGGUCAAGCACAAAGCAGGGCUCUCCCUGUCCCACAACGGCUCCAUGUACUCUUCUCCUCUUGUUCUCAGCCACCGCUGGCCUGAAGAUCUCAGCACUCCAACUCAGAUCUGCUGUAUAAUAAUGAGUCAGAGGCCACCAGCCUAGCAAAGGGCUGGGUCCACCCCCGGCUCUCUUCAUGCUGACUCUAUGCCCCAAUUACAACAACAGUCCAUGUGAUACCAUCUCGGAGUCACUGAGAGUAAGGGUAUUUGGCAUCGCAAACUGAAAUAAGUCUUUGUACAAAUACACUUGCCGGCCAAACCGUAAAGGUGAUUUGGGGAGUGUAACAGUUAAUGUAUUGCCUCUGACUCCAGCUGCUAGGAAUUUGACUGACAAUUUCUGUUUAUUUAUAUCCCACUACAUAAUCUGUGGCUUCAUGUUAUAAAUUCUUCUGAUUGGAGUUUCA